This is a messenger RNA of Elgaria multicarinata webbii, 2103 nucleotides long. It is a transcript of the gene AIRE, whose product is annotated as autoimmune regulator. The record is from RefSeq and is a predicted model, not a curated record. Bases 39 to 1607 code for a protein of 522 amino acids. NCBI's taxonomy places the organism in Eukaryota, Metazoa, Chordata, Lepidosauria, Squamata, Anguidae. Gene Ontology annotation, cellular component: cytoplasm; nucleus. The transcript has 13 exons. Gene Ontology annotation, biological process: regulation of transcription by RNA polymerase II; humoral immune response. Gene Ontology annotation, molecular function: translation regulator activity; DNA binding; DNA-binding transcription factor activity, RNA polymerase II-specific.
AUGUAAAGGUUAAGAUGUCUUUUAGUAAGAGUUAAUGGAUGCAAGGGGACAAAAAAUGGACCUGGAGGAGGGAUGCUCCUAACCUAUACGUGCUGUUCUGUCCCAGGAUGUUUAGUUCUGAUAGACCCUUCGGAGAAGGGGACCUGCGGAAAUUACUGAAGCUUUAUCGCACAGAGAUUUCCAUGGCAGUGGAUGAUGUCUUCCCACUACUUCAUGGACUUGCAGAUCAUGAAGUUGUCACUGAAGAGAUGUUCAAGGACACUCUCCAUCGGAUGGAGAAGGACGGCUGCCACAAGGCUUUUCAUGCAAUGUUGACAUGGCUGCUGAGUCAGGAUUCACCUUCCAUCCAAGACUUCUGGAGGGUCCUCUUCAAGGAUUAUAACCUGGAGAGGUAUUCUAAGCUCCAGUCCAUUCGAAGCAGCUUUCCUAAAGAGAUGGAUCUUGGCAGGCACCGCAGGGCGAGGAAACUCCCAAGCUGCCCUAAGAUCCUGGCUCAGCACAAGCCUCAAGGAAAGAGGAAGGCGGCAGAGGAAAAAGAUUCUUCGCACUUACUUCAACCUUCAGCAAAAGGCGACUCGCACCUUGGGUCCCUUCCAAAGGCAAAAGCUGUGAAGAAAUCAGAGAAUGUUGACAUUCAGCAUUACCCACUUCCAAAUGGCGAUGCGAAGAAAUGUAUCAAAGUUGGUGGUGAAUUUUAUGCAUCAAGCAAAUUGGAAGAGCUCGGAGAGAGGAAUAAAGCUCGUGAAGUGAAACCCAGUGUGAAAACAAAAGAAUCUCAGAUCCCUGAAUAUAACAGAGACCAAAAAGCAAACUUGCAGGAGAGGUGCUGCCCCAUCCCCUCUCACGUUGCGGAUCCAGCUCCCCAUCAGAAGAACGAUGAUGAAUGUGCCAUCUGCAGGGAUGGUGGGGAGCUGAUCUGCUGUGACGGAUGCCCCAAGGCCUUUCAUCUUGCCUGCCUUGUACCCCCGCUGACAGAGAUUCCCAGUGGGACAUGGAGGUGUGAUUCCUGCUCACCCGGGAAGGUGAAACAAGACAGGCGUAAGGAAGAAGAAAACAGCAGAGAGCCACAUUCUCAGGCUCAGGGUGCUGUAUAUGUCCAGAGGACAACAGAAGAUGGCAGGAGAGUUCUUAUCAAAGAACCUGUGUGUGCCUCCUUCAGACAGGCUCUGCCUUCCCUGCCCCCAGUGCCCGUGGCAGUACCACCAACAGUACAGAGUGUGGGAACAGAGAAACAGCUGAAACUGACCAUUGGCGACAAGUGCGGUGUGUGCAGGAAAGGAGGAGACAUGAUCUACUGCAAUAAAUGCUUCAGGGCUUUCCACUGGCCCUGCCAUUUUCCUGCCCAUGCAGAUCAAAUCAGUGGAAUCUUGAUCUGCAAGACCUGCUCUGGCAGCCCUGCAACCAUCAGCUUGGAAGGAGCCGCAAACCCAAAUACUCCAACACUACGAGCAGUGAAGGUGGUGGAAGAAUCUGCUGGGACUGAACCUGUUCUGAACAAAGAUGAGCUGGAUUCCCUCCUAGGGGAGAAUACCUUUGAUGGGAUCUUGCACUGGGCAUUCCAGAGCAUGUCUCGUCCACUGUCAGAAACCCAAGGAUUUUUCUCAUAGGACUCUGGAUUUCACAAUGUUUUGCUGCAACAUCAGACAGGCUCUAAUUUCUUUGCAUCUGGAACCCUGGCACUCAAAAUUACUAGCCUUAAUGUAGUUGCUGCAUUACUGUUAUGAUAAUUCUGCUUAAAUUUAUGCUUCUGUUCUUACUUCUAGUUGAGAGAAUUAAUUUAUUUUUCAGUCUACACCUGAGUAGUUUACCAGGCCAAUCUCCCUCAAAUAAUUACACAAUGGGAGUAUUAAUUGAUUGGAAAGCAAUCAAGAAUUUCCACAGAAUUGUCUGAUGGGGACUUGAAUGUUUCUUUUAGCCAUAUUGCUCUUUUGUGUACACCCUAGAAAUGAGUCUACCCAAAUAUCGGUAGUCAGGACUGUAUGAUAUUCUGAGAAGUUAUUGAGAUCUAGGAUUACUAUAUAGGGAAAUUGCACCGUACUGAUCCUUUUAGUCUUCUUGUGACAUUUGAUAUAUUGAUAAUAAAGUGUCGCUGAUAUCAUGGGA